This is a messenger RNA of Tarenaya hassleriana, 1178 nucleotides long. Its product is annotated as malate dehydrogenase, cytoplasmic 2-like. Gene Ontology annotation, biological process: malate metabolic process; oxaloacetate metabolic process; tricarboxylic acid cycle. NCBI's taxonomy places the organism in Eukaryota, Viridiplantae, Streptophyta, Magnoliopsida, Brassicales, Cleomaceae. The transcript has 7 exons. Gene Ontology annotation, molecular function: L-malate dehydrogenase (NAD+) activity. Bases 36 to 1034 code for a protein of 332 amino acids. The record is from RefSeq and is a predicted model, not a curated record.
UUCUUCUUUCUACAGUUCACAAAUCUCUCUCAUCAAUGGCGAAGGAUCCAGUUCGCGUUCUCGUCACCGGAGCAGCAGGGCAAAUCGGAUAUGCCCUGCUUCCAAUGAUCGCCAGAGGAAUAAUGCUGGGCCCAGAACAACCAGUGAUCCUCCACAUGCUCGACAUUCCUCCCGCCGCCGAUGCUUUGAACGGCGUCAAGAUGGAAUUAGUCGAUGCCGCUUUCCCUCUCCUCAAAGGCGUUGUGGCUACGACCGAUGCGGCUGAGGCAUGUGCCGGAGUCAAUAUCGCUGUCAUGGUGGGAGGUUUUCCGAGGAAAGAAGGGAUGGAGAGGAAAGACGUGAUGUCAAAGAAUGUCUCCAUCUACAAGUUCCAAGCUUCUGCUCUUGAAUCCAAUGCUGCUCCCAAUUGCAAGGUUCUUGUUGUGGCGAAUCCCGCAAACACGAACGCGUUGAUCCUGAAGGAGUUUGCUCCUUCCAUCUCGGAGAAGAACAUCACAUGUAUGACAAGGCUAGAUCACAACAGGGCAUUGGGACAAAUCUCCGAGAGAUUGAACUGUCCUGUUUCAGAUGUCAAGAACGUGAUCAUCUGGGGAAACCACUCGUCGACUCAGUACCCUGACGUUAGUCACGCUACCGUCAAGACCUCCUCCGGAGAAAAACCUGUAUCCGACCUUGUUAAGGACAACGAAUGGUUGAAGGGAGAAUUCAUAAAGACUGUCCAGCAACGAGGAGCGGCGAUCAUCAAAGCAAGAAAACUCUCGAGUGCGUUGUCGGCUGCGAGUUCAGCUUGCGAUCACAUUCGCAAUUGGGUUCUUGGGACUCCAGAGAACACAUGGGUUUCGAUGGGAGUUUAUUCAAACGGAUCGUACGAAAUCCCCGCCGGACUCAUGUAUUCGUUCCCAGUGACCUCUCGCAACGGAGAAUGGACCAUAGUUCAAGGGCUUGCGAUUGACGAGUUCUCGAGGAAGAAGAUGGAUCUGACGGCAGAGGAGCUCAAGGAAGAGAAGGCUUUAGCAUAUUCAUGCCUCUCUUGAAACACGAAAAGGGUUUCGUAAUAAGGAACAUCUCGAAGACAGGUAACCUGAUGUCGGACCGUCUUCUUCAUAUGUUAUUUCUGAAAAAUCUUGAAACUCUCUGGCACCUUUCUUGAAUAAAACAAGUAUAUAUAGAAAUCUAUA